AUGAACACAGCACAACCUAUCCCUAGUUCAGGAAGUCAGACGGCACAUUUACCUAAUUAUUCUACCUGGACUGAAUACUCUUCUCCCCGGGGAUCAGCGACUGCCAUAGCCUUGUUAGAGACCGGAACCCGCAAACACCUGGAAGCGGAGCUGGGGGCGGCCCAGAACGUGGCAAGUCGGCUUCCACGACUGCGUGCGAAGGUGCAGAGUCCAGAGGGGUGCUCGCCGAGCCCCGCCCACUGCAACAACCGGACGCGCGUCACUGCGCCUGCGUCUCUCCUCGCCCCGCCCCAGACCUGGACGGCGAGGGGCGGGGCGGCAAGGGAUGCCAACGAGGGGACUGGACAGCCGCCUCACGCAGCGCCGGAACGUUUUGGGCUCAGGGCUGCGGGCGCCCCUCUCGGGCGUGCGCCCUCCGGCGUCCUGGCUGCUUGGGUCGUAGCUGUCCGGGCAGUAGCCUGGCAGCUUCUCUGGGCGGCGAGUGGCCUCACCCCCUGGCCAGCCGCGGCCUUCCUCGCCGCCCCUUCUGACGCCGGUUUGAGGGCCACUUGUUCUGAAAUUAUUUUGAAGCAAGAAGUCUUGAAAGAUGGUUUCCAUAGAGACCUUUCAAUAAAAGUGAAAUUUGGAGAAAGUAUUGAGGAUUUACAGACCUGCCGACUCUUAAUUAAACAGCGCAUCCCGACAGGACUUUUUGUGGAUCCGUAUGAGUUGGCUUCAUUACGAGAGAGAAACAUAACAGAGGCAGUGAUGGUCUCAGAAAAUUUUAAUAUAGAAGCCCCUAACUAUUUGUCCAAGGAAUCUGAAGUUCUCAUUUAUGCCAGACAAGAUUCACAAUGCAGUGAUUGCUUCCAAGCCUUUUUGCCUGUGCACUACCGCUAUCAUCGGCCACAUAGUAAAGAUGGCGAAACCUUUGUUGUGGUCAAUAACCCAGAUUUGUUGAUGUAUUGUGACCAAGAAUUUCCAAUUUUGACAUGCUGGGCUCAGGAAGAAGUGACAACUCCUUGUGAUUUGAAGAAUAGUGAUAUCUGCCAAUGGAAAAAUAUGAAGUAUAAAUCAGUUUUUAAGAAUGUGACUCUGCAGAUUCCAGUGGGACUGACCAUACAUACCUCUUUAGUAUGUUCUGUGACUCUCCUCAUUACAAUCCUGUGUUCUACUUGGGUCUUGGUGACUGUUUGUAAAUAUGGCCAUUUUUCCCUAUAAGUUUUCUGCAGUUUUUUUUUAAUGCUUUCUAUAAACCUAAAUAAGAUCUAUUCAUUUGUGACUGAGCUGUUCUUCUAGAAUUAAGUCAUUACUUUUGUCUCUUGUUUUCAUUUAUGGCUAAAAUUCUGUUUAUCAGAGAAAUUUUUGGAUCUCAGCUAAUUCCAAAACUUAGUAUUCUAUUGUACAGACCCUUGGUAAUCCUCAAGCAUCAAAUGCCAGUGGAAGAAACUUAAUUCUGUUAAAUUAAUAUUUAUUUUGUGAGAAGUGACUUUAUCUUCAUUUGGGAUAGAAAAAUUAUUUAUUUAUGUAAUGGAGACAAAUAUUCUCAUUUUGUGAAUAGAAAUCUUUCAGUUUAAGCUAAAAAUUGAGAAAACAUUAUAAAUAAGAAUAAAAUAAUUUGAAUGAAAA
Molecule: messenger RNA, 1608 nt
Organism: Carlito syrichta (Philippine tarsier)
Lineage: Eukaryota; Metazoa; Chordata; Mammalia; Primates; Tarsiidae
Gene: PIGX
Product: phosphatidylinositol glycan anchor biosynthesis class X
Exons: 9
Coding region: 1-1200 (399 amino acids)
Biological process (GO): GPI anchor biosynthetic process
Cellular component (GO): endoplasmic reticulum membrane
Source: RefSeq, a predicted model, not a curated record